UCCCGCAGCUUGCGGCUGCAGAACAAUGGGAGCUGUACCCUUCAAGGCUUGCAAUUCACCAAGCUCAACGUCUUCGGCCUGAAUCGAGAAAGCUUGGCCUCUCCGAUUGACAAUGCUUGGCUUGGGCGCGAUGGAAGAUGAAGUGAGCCAAGAGGCCGAGCCUUUUCUGGACACAGAAGCCUUCCCACACUUUGCUGCGCUGCUGGCUGCAAGUGGAGACUAUGCGCGUUGCAGUGGCUGCCGUUUUCGAAAAGCUUCCUUCAGUGACUUGCCCGAAGGAAACGAGCCUCUGGAGGGGCGAGUGGCCGCGAAAGUGAAGGCGGCACCUCUUAUAAAGGAGUUUCUGGAAAAAGUGGAACGUCACACAGACGAUGCCCUGUCCGAGGAGCUGAACAAAGCCUUCAACAUCUUGUGGGCCGAGAGCAUGCGAAGCUCCAUGGCUGCCAGGUGCCAGCAACUUGAACUAUGGCCCCCUUGCCCGCCACCUCCUGGCAUUGAUGACUUGGACACCGAUUAUGCCAAGGAUACUACGUGUUUGUUGGCCAUGGCGCAGCGCUUGUACAAUCAAGACCGCCUACGAAAAGAGUCUCACACCAGGCGCCUAUCCACCGCAUCCUUCCUGGCGGACUUCGCCUUCGAAGCUGGGCUGCCUACGCCGCCCUUCUUCGGAUGCCGAGAUCCUGCCAUGGAAAAGUUCGAGGCCUUGGCGGACGACUACGAGCUGAAGAGCAACGUAGCGCCCGGCCGGCCUCGGGUUUGGUGGUUGCCGUGGAAUCUGAUCGUAGAUGCUGGCUGCUUCCUGAUCGACAUGUUCUCGAAGGUGCUACGCCCUUUGCGGGACAACUACUGCACCUCUCGCACUAAGAAGCUGGAGUGAGACGCACGCUGCAAAGCCAAGAUUAAGACAUCCCCAGUGGAUCCCAGUGACAUCCAGU
Effrenium voratum is the source of this 935-nucleotide messenger RNA. The record is from the annotation of a GenBank genome assembly. Lineage: Eukaryota; Dinophyceae; Suessiales; Symbiodiniaceae.